AUGUCUCGCAACACUCUCGUCACUGGUGCUGCUCGAGGUAUGGGAUGUGCGAUUGCCCUUCGUCUUGCUAGAGAUGGUCUCAAUGCUGCUGUGAAUGAUAUCAAAGCAAGUUCUUCAGGUCUCAACAAGAUUCAACAAGAAAUCAAAAAAAUAGGUCGAAAAUCUGUCGCUAUAACGGCUGAUGUUUCUGUUGAUAAAGCGGUCGAAACAAUGAUGCAGAGCGCUGCAAAAGAACUGGGCAGUUUAGAUGUAGGCACCUCUUCUUAUCGAUUCUCUCAUCUUUUUUCUAGCUAA
Messenger RNA from Rotaria sp. Silwood2, 294 nucleotides. The record is from the annotation of a GenBank genome assembly. Lineage: Eukaryota; Metazoa; Rotifera; Eurotatoria; Philodinida; Philodinidae.